Messenger RNA from Recurvomyces mirabilis, 1152 nucleotides. Its product is annotated as CSG1/SUR1-like protein. The record is from RefSeq and is a predicted model, not a curated record. NCBI's taxonomy places the organism in Eukaryota, Fungi, Ascomycota, Dothideomycetes, Mycosphaerellales, Teratosphaeriaceae. Bases 1 to 1152 code for a protein of 383 amino acids. The transcript has 3 exons.
AUGCCUCUCAUUACAGAUGAUCGGAUUCACAAUGGGGUCGUUCCCUUCAGUGGCGCCAUCAUCGAUGCAACAGAACGGGAUGAUACUGGCGCCAGAGAUACUGCUCCGCUCAAGCUCGCCACCAAACCUAUAGCGUACAAGCGGCUUGGACGAUCCGGUCUGAAAGUGUCCCAAGUCAUUCUUGGGUGCAUGGGGUUUGGGUCGCCAGCAUGGCAGGGUUGGGUUAUACCCGAAGAAAAAGCGUUGCCACUUCUAAAAUAUGCCUACGACUGCGGUAUCAACACCUGGGACACGGCCGAUAUCUAUUCCAAUGGCCUCUCUGAACAAAUCGUUGGCAAAGCUAUCCAGCAGUACCAAAUUCCCCGUUCGAGCGUUGUCAUCAUGAGCAAAUGCUUCUUCAGCCCUGAUACUUCAGGCGCUCAAGCUCGGAUCGCCACCCGGACGAGAAACGAAGGAUUGCUGGUGAACACCGUCGGCUUAUCUCGAAAACAUAUCCUAGACGCGGUUGAGGCGAGCGUCAAGCGCCUGGGUACGUAUAUCGAUGUGCUACAAAUCCAUCGUCUGGAUCGUGAUGUCGAGCCGACCGAGGUCAUGCGUGCUCUGAAUGAUGUGGUUGAGAGGGGAUGGGUGAGGUAUCUAGGUGCAAGUUCGAUGGCUUGCUGGGAGUUUCAGCGAUUACGGUGGACAGCAAAGACGAACGGCUGGCACGAAUUUAUCAGUAUGCAAAAUUACCACCACCUCCUCUAUCGUGAAGAGGAACGAGAGAUGAUACCUUACUGCAAUGCCACUGGUGUCGGUCUCAUCCCAUGGUCUCCGCUGGCUAGAGGCGUGUUGUGUCGUCCUUGGGGUCAAGGAUCACAUCGAGAGAAUAAUGAUGGAUAUCUUGGAAAGCUGAUUCGAGGCAAGGCAUGCGAGGCAGACAAGAUCAUUGUCGGUCGUGUUCAGGAGUUGGCGGAAAGGCAUGGCGUCUCGAUGGCUUGUAUCGCUACUGCUUGGUCCAUCUCGAACGGAUGCUGUCCUGUUAUCGGGCUGUCGUCGAGGGAGAGGAUCGAGGACGCGGUGCGGAAUGCUCAUUUCAAGUUGACUGAUGGAGAGUGCGAGUACUUGGAGAGUGCAUAUGUGGCCAGGCCUAUCGAGGAGGAGAACCUUUGA